Cordyceps fumosorosea ARSEF 2679 is the source of this 156-nucleotide messenger RNA. RefSeq lists its product as hypothetical. The record is from RefSeq and is a predicted model, not a curated record. Lineage: Eukaryota; Fungi; Ascomycota; Sordariomycetes; Hypocreales; Cordycipitaceae. The transcript is spliced from 2 exons. Bases 1 to 156 code for a protein of 51 amino acids.
AUGGAGCAUAAACGAGACAAUGGAAGCAACAACGCACCGAACUCAACCGAGCACAACGAUCCUAUCAACGAUAGCGACCCUGACGGAUACCGAUACAAGAUCGGUGGCCUGGUGGACCACGAGAGCUUCCGCUGGUUUCUACUGAUCAACGUCUGA